Oikopleura dioica is the source of this 3087-nucleotide messenger RNA. Lineage: Eukaryota; Metazoa; Chordata; Appendicularia; Copelata; Oikopleuridae. The record is from the annotation of a GenBank genome assembly.
AUGUCGGUCAUCGGAGGCCGCGCAGCCACAUGUCUCAAUCCAGCUGUGAAGAAGAUAGCUGAUGGACGACUUCAGCAAAAUACUUGCAGUCAACUAUGCAAGGCAAAGAAAUGCCACUGGUUCAACCAGCUGGAUAGCAUGGGCGAGGAGAAAUUACCAGGCGGCAUUCUCGAUAUCGAAGAUUUAGUCAGUUGGUCGUCGAAAAACACAGCUUGUGCGUACUACCUCGGACGAAAACUUUCAGAAAAAUCGGAGAUAGUCCUACUGCCUUACAAUUAUCUGCUCGAUUCUAGGCUCCGCACGAGGCAUAAGCUUGAUGUGGCUAAUCGUAUUUUGAUCUUCGACGAGGCUCACAACGUUGAGGGUGUUUCGGAAGACGCUGCGAGCUAUGAAUUGACUUCAACGGAUAUUGCGCUGGCGAUCGAAGAGGGCAAAGUGUGUCUCGAGCAGAUAGAAUACAUCAAACAGAUGGAUUGUCCUGAGGAAGCGAAGGACUACUUUUUGAAGAAGGAUCACAAUCCGAUGGAUGGACCAAUGAAAGGAGCAGCUAACAUGGGCGAAAUGGAAGAACGAUCAGCUAUUCUUGUCCAAGCGCUUCAUCUUCUCGAGGAAAAUCUUGAGCGAGUUUACGCUCAAAAAGUGCGUUCUUCAAAAGAAGGAUCCAUGUUCGAAGUUACGUCUAUGAACAGUUUGUUGCAAGAGACUGGAUUCACGAAAGAGGCCUUCUUCGAGCUGCAACACUUCGUCCCACAAGUAGCCACUUUUAUCGCUGAGAAAUCGCCGACUAAAGGCAUGAAGCUCAACCGCGUUCUUGACUUUAUCGAAAUAUUCUCGAUGGUAGAAGAAGAAAAAUCGGACAGCGAGUUUUCCAAGUACAGAUUGUAUAUCAAAAUGGAAGAGACGAAAUUCAAGCGAGAAAAGGAUGAACAGUUCGUUCAACAAAAGCAAGAUACUAUGGGCAUGAAGUUUUGUCUGUGGUGUUUUGAUCCGUCGAAGAGUAUCACGCAUUUACUCGACCAGGGUGCGAAGAACAUCAUCUUGACAUCGGGAACUCUCUCGCCUUUGGAACAGUACAUUUCUAAUUUGGGCUUGGACAGACACAACAGCCGCAUGCCCGUUACACUUGUCAACAAACACGUAGUAGGAAGUGACCAGGUCUUCGUGGCGACAGUGCCCAAAGGAAUGGGCAAGAAUCCCGCAGAAAUGUUGAACGUGUAUGGCAACAGGGAUAAUCGAAGAAUGUUUGCCCAAAUGGGCGAAGUAAUCGCCAGCAUAAAGACCUCGAGCCCGGGUGGAUUGUUGGUCUUUCACCCCACGUAUAAAUUGAUGAAUAUUUCCCGCGAGUUCUGGGGCGUCAUGAAUGGCGCAAACGCUUCAAAUCCUAUUGGCAAUAUGUUCAAACGAAAGAUCUUCAUUGAGCCAAACAACAAGAACGACCUCGAGCAAGUGAGCAAGGAUUAUGAGACGACAAUCGUAGAAGAUAAUUUCAAAGGAGCGAUACUGAUGGGAGUCUGUCGAGGCAAAAUCUCAGAAGGUGUCGAUUUCGCAGAUGCCCGCGGCCGCGUGGUUGUGAUAACGGGCAUUCCUUAUGCACCCGCCAUGGAUCCAAAAGUCAAAUUGAAACGAGAGUAUGUCGAUGCUGCGUUUAGGGAGAAGAAAAGCGCCAUUUCAGGGAGCGACUGGUAUCAAAUACAGGCAGCUCGCGCAAUUAACCAAGCGAUUGGACGUAUUAUUCGACACAGAAAUGAUUUCGGUGCGAUUAUCUAUUUGGACCAGCGAUUCGCGCAGCCGAUGAUGCAGAAGUUCAUGCCAGCUUGGGUAAAAUGCAGCCAUCAAACUGUCGACGCUGACAAUAUUGCCGACAAACUGCGCGUAUUCUUUAACAAAAUGGCUGCUUAUCAAAGAUCUGGCAAAAUAACUCCGGAAGCCCCUAUUGUACUGAUUGACGAAAAGAAGAAGAAAGAACCGAUUUUAUCACGCAAAGACGCAGAAAAGGCGCGAGUGAAGAUUUACAAAGAACGAGUUGGAAAGAAUCGCGAUAUGAUUAAAGAGUUGCAAGAAUCCAUUGAUGAUUUUCAAGUAGAAAGAACAGAAGCGAAAAAACGCACUUUAGCAGAUCUGUCCGACGAAGAAGAGAAAAGUGAGCCAGAAGAAAAGAAAAAGAUGACACCGGAAGAGUUUGAAGAGCUCUGCAAGAAACCAUACACUCCUGGACACAGGCCGCUCUCUUGGUACCAGAAUAAAGAAAAGACCCGUACAUACGAAGAGCUAAAGUGUAUGCAGAUGAGAGACCCGGAUCAUCCCAUUUUAGAAACAAAAGAAUCCCGAAGACUAGCAGCAAAGAUGAUUGCUGAGUACGACUACAGACGCACGGUUCUUUUUGCUGAAGAGGAAAAAAAGCUAGAUGAGAUGCAUGCAAAGUCGAAAAAUGCCAUUUGCUUCGAUCACAAAUUGCGCCCGCCUCAACCAGAGAAUUAUUACAGCUUUUUUGACAAACACUGUGACAUGGCUGAUCCUGAUUUUCACGAAGAGAUGCUUGAAAUCGAAAGAAAAUUGAGAGAUGCAUUUAAAGACGAUCCAAAUGACCCUACGCUCCAUCCAAAAUCGAAGCACGUUAUGAUUGCGAUCAUCAAAUUCAUGAAACUUAACAACGAUAACGAAAAUAUGGUGAAAAACUUGACGCAGCGAAUGCAAACAUUGGCUGAAAAGGGAAUCAACAUAACUUCGUUGAAGCAGUUCAAAGAGCUACUAGAGAGAUAUGGGUUUCUACGUGGUGAUAGAAAACUGAUCAUGUGUUCAAUGUACUACGUCAUGAAGAGAAUUUUACCUACGAAAUAUAAACCGCCAAAGCCAGAGCCACCGGUUAUCACAGACGAGAACGACCCGAAAAAGCCUACGCAAAUGAAAAAGUCGAAGAAAAAGAGCCUCGUUACAGCUGAAGACCACAUCAAGUAUUAUCGGGAUAGCUUGUUUCACAUUUUCAAAAAAGGCGAUCCUCGUUUCGUUAAAACGAUGGACGAAGAGUUUGGCUUGUUUUACUACGGACCGAUUCUACUCGCGACGAUGAAAGUUCUCGAGCACUGUUAA